Molecule: messenger RNA, 3854 nt
Organism: Malurus melanocephalus (red-backed fairy wren)
Lineage: Eukaryota; Metazoa; Chordata; Aves; Passeriformes; Maluridae
Gene: SGPP2
Product: sphingosine-1-phosphate phosphatase 2
Exons: 4
Coding region: 162-992 (276 amino acids)
Biological process (GO): phospholipid dephosphorylation; sphingosine metabolic process
Cellular component (GO): endoplasmic reticulum membrane
Molecular function (GO): sphingosine-1-phosphate phosphatase activity
Source: RefSeq, a predicted model, not a curated record
CAAAAUUCUCUUAUUUCCAGGGUUGCACACAGAAGUACAUUGUGAAGAACUACUUCUACUACUACUUGUUCAAGUUUUCAGCUGCUUUGGGUGAAGAGAUUUUUUAUAUCACUUUCCUUCCAUUUACCUACUGGAAUAUAGAUCACUCCGUGUCCAGAAGAAUGAUAAUUGUUUGGUCUAUAGUGAUGUACAUAGGCCAGGUCUCCAAGGACAUCCUGAAGUGGCCUCGGCCCCUGUCACCACCUGUCGUGAAGCUGGAGAUGAGGACGAACGCAGAAUAUGGGAUGCCAUCCACCCAYGCCAUGGCAGCUACAGCCAUCUCCUUCUCCUUCUUCAUUGCAACCACGAACCAGUACAAGUACCCAUUUGAGCUCGGCCUGGUGGCAGCGUUUGUGUUUUCCACAUUGGUGUGUCUGAGCAGGCUCUACACGGGGAUGCACACAGUSCUGGAUGUGCUUGGYGGAGCACUGAUUUCGGCUGUGCUGCUCGUGCUCUUGUACCCUGCGUGGGACACCAUYGAUCACUUGCUGUUAACCAGCCCCUUCUGCCCGCUGUUUUCCAUAGCUGUGCCUCUUGUCUUAUGCUACAACUACCCCAAACUAGACUACUACAGCCCUACCAGGGGAGACACCACUACUAUCCUGGGAGCAGCAGCCGGAGCAACUGUGGGCUUUUGGUUGAACAACCAGUACGCUGCUCCAGCCUACACCAGCAAAAGUUUCCAGGCUGGAUUUCCUCAGAUCACCAGCACAGUGUUGUUUGUGCUGGCCAGGUUCUUCGUAGGGAUCUCUGUUGUCCUGCUGACACGCUGGGUGAUGAAGAGCGUGGUCCUUGGCGCGCUGGGCUAUCGGUACCAGUUCCCCCUUCRUGACCUGCAGGCCCGCAGACGCCUGGAGGUUGAGGUGCCAUACAAGUUUGUAACGUACUCCUCUGUCGGCUUCACGGCCACCGUGAUUGUGCCGCUGCUGCACGAGCUGCUGGGACUGAUGUGAGCACAGCUCCUCCUCACCGAGCCACCUGCAGCACCACUGCUUCGGAGAGAGCUCACUCCAGGCUGCUGACUCGACCAAAAAGUGUUUUGUGCCUUUCUGCACUGGUGUGGUGGGUCUGGCUCUGGCUGGAUGCCAGGUGCUCACCAAAGCUGUUCUAUCACUCCCCUSUCUCCAGGGAGAGGAAAUAUAAUGAGAGGAUCACAGCUCGAGACAAGGGCAGGGAGAGAUCACUGAGCAGGUCCAUUGUCACAGGCAAAACAGACUCGACUUGGGAAAAUCAGUUUAAUUUAUUACCACACUCAGAUCAGAGUAGGAUAAUAAGAAAWAAAAGCAAACACUAUGACCACCUUCCACCUAUCCCUCCCUUUUUUCUAGGCUCAGCUUCACUCCUGAAUUCUCUACCUCCUCCCACCCAGUAUCACAGAGGGAUAGGAAAUGGGRGUUGCAGUCACUUCAUCACACCUUGUUUGUGCUGCUCCUUCACCCUUAGGGGUAGGAYUCCUCACACUUCUCCCCUGCUCCAGUGUGAGAUCCCUCCCACAGAGGACAGCUCUGUCAAAACCUCUCCAGUGUAAAUUUUUCACAUGGGAUGUUAUUCUUUGUCCAGCSUGGGUCCCCUGAGUGAUCACAAGUCCUGCCAGGAGCCUGUUCCCUGGACUUCCCUCGGGGUUCCACCCUUCUUAAAGCAUCACCCUGCUCCAGUGUGRAGUCCUUCACUGAUGGCAGUUGGAUCUCUGCUCCCCAUGGACCUGAAGGGCUGCAGGGAAGUCUCUGCUCUGGCACCCAGAGCACCUCUUACUCCUCCUCCUCCUGUGAUCUUGGUGUCUGUAGGUUUGUUUCUCUCCCACACCUUCUCUCUCUGCCUGCAGCUGUGCAGGUUUUCCCCCUUUGUCACUCUGUUAUCCCAGAGGUGCUGCUGCUGUCACUGAUGGCCAGCAGUGAAUCUGUCUGGGAGCCAGCUGGUAUUGGCUCUGUGGGACUCGGGGGAAGCUUYGGGCACCUUCUUAGAGAACCUACCCUUGCAGCCCCACCACUAGCUUCCCUUGCCACACAAACCCUGAAAUACCUGAUCUGGAGGAGUCAUGGGAAGGGCUGUGCAUUUGGAUUAGGAAUCACUGACCCCCCUGUGUCCCAUAACGAGAGACCUUUGGCCCAGGCAGCUGAAGAUGACAAGCACAAAGAUUAAAUGCCAUCCAGAGAAACCAUGGGCUUGCUGCAGGGUUGGGGUUGCUGGGGAGCAGGGCUGUGCCUCUGCCUGCCCAGCCUAGGGCUACUGCUCAAGCAGUAGAGCAAGCCAAGGAAGGGCUCGGGUUUGGGGCACUGGGGAAAAAGCUGAUGGUGGGGUGGGGGACGAGGUGACCAGCCAAGACCGAAGUGCCAUCAUGGGGCAGAGCUCAUAGUGUCUUCUGAUGGCGCUGCCAGACCAGGUUAGUUCUGUGUGGAUGGUUUUAUUCAUUACAAUUAAAAAAAAAGCAAAAAAACCAACAAACCACCAAAGUAUAAAAGAGAAGGAAAAUUUAAAACAUUUAAUGUGAUUUGCAACAAAUUUACCUUGGAUAUUAAUAAGAAAGCCUCCACUAAAAGGUUCUUUGCCUACAACCAACUUAGCAGAGUUAUUACUACAGCACUGAGGCUUGAGUCUGAACUGUAACUCUGAUUUAGUUGCCCUGGCUAAGGGAAAGGAAAAAGUCCUUCCUGUUGUGUGGGGGUGACAAGUAGCAUCCAUAAAGUGCGUUGUGGAAGGAGCUGAGCAGUGACUCUGGUGGCUAUGGCAYCUGGCAAUGAUACGAUGCCAUCAUUUUCUGCUACUGCACAGCAUCACAACUGGUCUUCCAUGCAUCCUGCAGCACUGUGCACCUGUAGAAUAGCAGGGGAGGAGUGUCCAUAGGAAGAUCGUCCCUACAACUCAGGCUGCUUAUUUAAAACAAUGUAUAUCAGCUGUUGGACCCAUGAGCUGUUGAGAAAUACAGCAGUGAACGUGGUCUGCUUGGCUAGAAAAAUGUACWGUGCUAUUGCAGAGCUUCAAGCAUGGCCCCCGUGCCUUGCCUGGCAGAAUGUACAGUGAGCCAGCUUCCYAACCAUGUCCACUUGUCUUCCUGGCUGCAAGGAAAAUGAACCUGAACAAUGUAAAGGAGGGGCUUUGCCUUCCAGUGACUGCUUGGGUAAAAAUAAUUCCAAAACCRUAGCUGGGACUUUGUCUGAGGAGUGUGAGGUGUGCACAUGAAAAAUCUGUGCCACUUUAAAYCCAGGYUGUCAGUCUCCAGAAGAAACGCAGRCAGAAAUUUUAACCAUUUUUUGAUUUGCUCAGGCUGUGCGUAAGCUGUAUUUUAUCAGGUUGUGUGGACUUCACACGUGCAUGCAAACAGCUCCAGCGAGCCUUUCAGCAGAGCACAAGCCCAGUCCUUCCUCCCCCUGGGGGAGUGCUGGACGUGGGCCACCACAGCCAUGGGGUUCCAUCCUCAGCCUCUCUUCCUCCUGUACACCACAGAAGUGCUGCCACCAGGUUUAAAACACCUUUAAACCCCUCGUGUUGAGAGUGCUGCAUGACACACAGGUGCAGUGCACAAUUGGAGCCCUGCAGAGGAGCCACAUCACAAAAUUGGGUAAAAACUUGGCAGCAAACUGAGCGUUUAAGCUGGGGAUUGGAAUUACUCCCAAGACAGGCACAGUUUGACAGGGACAUUCAUGCAGCUUUAUGUGUAAAAUUUCUGUUCUGAUUCACAGCUAUUUUCUGCYAUGAAGAUUUUAUAAAUUAUAUAGAGAUGCUGCACAGGUAUUUUUAUAGUAUUCACCUGCAUGUGAAUMAUGCAAUAAAUGCAAAUUGUGUUUGGUUCAAAUUUUAAAAUAAACUUAUUUUGCAGA